AUGGAGCUCCGUUUGUAAUAGUUUUAAGAAUAGUAGCUAAAUAAAAGGACCGUUAAUAUGCAGCUUUCAGGAGUUAUCUGGAGAGUCUGUAACGUUCUCAUGUCAGUGUUUUUCGCUCUGGCGAGUUACGUGCAGAAAAAUGAUCCGGAUGCGGGACUGUGGAUGGUUGCAUAUGCCAUUCCGGCGAUCCUAUGCUUGUCGAUCAGCUAUAGCCCCCAAAUAACUGAGUCUUUGCUGUGGAGAAGAGUUGCUGAUUUACAUGUUCUUGUAUCCACGACUUUUGGGGCCAUGUUGGGCUGGGUUGUAUACACAGAGCGUAUAACAGACAUCUUCCAGCAAGAGGAAGGGAGAGAAUUUUCUGGGCUCAUGUUAACUGUCCUUUGGCUGCUGUUAUGUCGACAUUCUGGAAGAAGUUCAGUGGGAAUACUGCGACUCACCACCGCGGUUGGAAUCACCGUAUUUCCGUUUGUUGCCUGGCUGUAUUACUACAUUAAUAAGGACCUCAGAGCUUCCUGGCCCUCACACUGCACUACUGCAAUCUAACCGCUCAUCCCAGCACUUCUCACCAUGAUUCAGUAUGCUGGGCUGAAUGAAACAUAGCACUUUAUGCGGCUGAAGAUCAGAUAAGGGAAUUCAUCUCAGAGCUCUGCCCAUUUACCUUUAAACAGUUAUAUGCAGCUGACUGAUUUAUGAUUGACUGUAAUUUCUACUCUGCUUUGUAUUCAUUUCUUUGUGUGUCUCAUGUGAGCUUUCUAAAGAUGUACAGUAUACUUUCAUGA
Messenger RNA from Chanos chanos (milkfish), 779 nucleotides. It is a transcript of the gene tmem220, whose product is annotated as transmembrane protein 220. Lineage: Eukaryota; Metazoa; Chordata; Actinopteri; Gonorynchiformes; Chanidae. The transcript has 6 exons. The record is from RefSeq and is a predicted model, not a curated record. The coding region runs from base 58 to 543 and encodes 161 amino acids.